AUGUCGGCUGACAGACUGAGCAGCGUGUCAAAGGAGGUGAAGCCAGAGAGCGUGUCGCUGUAUCCUCUGGGCACAUCAGCUACCCCUGAGCAGGAGCUGCUGUGUAUCUUUGGGACAGGAGACUUAGGGCGCUCUCUGGGCCAGCGUCUGCUCCAUUCUGGCUACAGGGUGGUGUACGGCAGCCGCAGGCCUCAAAGCUGUGGCCCGUUGCCUCAAGGAGCUCAGGCAAUGAGCCAUGAAGCAGCAGCCCAGUCAGCUAGUCUGGUCUUUCUUUGUAUUCACAGAGAACACUACGACUUCCUGGAAAAACUUGCACCUCAACUCGAGGGAAAGGUGCUGGUGGACGUCAGCAACAACCUCAAGAAGAAUCUAUACCCAGAGGCCAAUGCUGUGUGUCUGCAGAGGCUGAUCCCUGGAGCUCAUGUUGUGAAGGCUUUCAACACCUUGUCUGCGUGGGCCCUGCAGAAUGGACCCUCAGAUGCCAACAGACAGGUGUACCUCUGUGGAAACGGUGCUGAGGCAAAGCAGGCAGUAGCAGAGGUGGCCACCAAACUUGGCUUCGCUGCUUUGGAUAAAGGUUCUCUGUCAGCAGCCAAAGAGCUAGAGGACUUCCCACUGCAGCUGUUCCCAGAAUGGAGGCUGCCGCUAUGCGUGGCCGUCGGCCUCACUGCCUUUAUCUUUGUCUAUGUGGUCAUUAGAGAUGUCGUCUAUGCAUAUGUUGAACAGGGGAAAGACAACUCAUUCAGAAUCAUGGUGUCCCUGGCCAACAAGGUGUUUCCCAUUGUGUCUCUCAUCAUGUUGUCUCUGUGUUACGUGCCUGGUGUCAUAGCUGGCUUCAUUCAGCUCUACAGAGGCACCAAGUACAGGCGUUUUCCUGACUGGUUAGAUCGCUGGAUGCUGUGCAGGAAACAGCUGGGACUGGUAGCACUUGGCUUUGCUUUUCUACAUAUGGUCUACACUCUCAUCAUCCCCAUAAGAUAUUAUGUGAGAUUUUGGGGUUCUGCAAAUACCAUCUCACAGAUCAAGGAGAACCGCACGUCAGUGUUUGACACCACCACAGCCUGGCGUUCAGACUCUUACUACUCUAUGGGAAUUCUGGGAUUUGGCCUGUUUCUCCUGUUGGGAAUAACCUCUCUCCCCUCUGUCAGCAACGCUCUCAGCUGGAGGGAGUUCAGCUUCGUGCAGUCCAAGCUGGGAUACCUGACUGUGUUCUUCUGUACCCUUCACACCUACCUGUACGGCUGGGACAAGUUCCUUCGUUCUUACAAAUGGCACAUGCCUCCGGCCUACAUGCUCUCUCUGGUGUUGCCUUCUGUGUUGAUAGUGCUCAAGCUGCUGCUCCUCCUGCCCUGUGUGGACCGCAGCCUCACCCGCAUUCGACAGGGCUGGGAGAGGACUAACACGCAGGAAGGCAGUGAGAAACCACUGCUAACAUAAACACUAUUACGGACACAAAAAUAAUCUAAUGCACAGAAAAAAGCCCACACAAAGACACCACAUUGACUUACCUUCUAAGAGCUCUAUUAUCAAUUAACCCCAGCUCAUUGUUUUGCAGAACAGUAAGUGAUUAUUGUUUUGCUCUUUAUUGUCAACAAAGUCAACAAAGGCAAAUGAUUGAAACUCCUUUCAGUCUCUCUUUGUGUAAUCAUCUUUGAAUUCAUCCAUUUUGCAAAGAUAGCAUGUGAUACAAUGGUAGAGUGUAGGCUUUUAUCAGUUAUACAAAUACCUUAGAGCAGUAUACUCAAACUUGGGUGUGGGGACUCCCAGGGGUCUAUGGCACUCUGCCAAAGGGUCUGUCAAAGGUUUCAGUUUAAAUCACAAUGUUUUUUUUUUUUUACAUCACUAAGAAUUUAGAAGUGUAAAAAAAAAUAGCCAUUGUCAAAUUACUCCAAGGGCCAGACAGAGAAGGAAUUGUAAUUGUCUUGUAAGGGGUCCUUGGUUCUAAAAAGAUUGAGAACCUCUGCCUUAGAGAAUCAUAGACAGACGCAUUAAAGUAGCCAUCUUGCAUUUUAACACAAGAGUUGAAUCAUUUUACAAUAACCAUGUACAUCCAGUAUUGUUAGAGAGUCUAACUCUGAGGCAGGCAACUCUGUUGUAUUUCCCAUAAAAUCAACAGAAACAGUUUGACUUUCAUUUUUAUUCGUUGUUUGUAGGCGGCUUAUGUUUAAUCAAUUCACUUUGCAUCCUUUUCUGUAAAUUAUGGUGUUUGGAUCUUUUGUUUUUCCUUAUUGUUGUUGCUUAAUGUCAAGUGUAACCAUUGUUAAAUAAAUGUCAUUGUGACU
Molecule: messenger RNA, 2282 nt
Organism: Etheostoma cragini (Arkansas darter)
Lineage: Eukaryota; Metazoa; Chordata; Actinopteri; Perciformes; Percidae
Gene: steap4
Product: STEAP family member 4
Exons: 10
Coding region: 1-1437 (478 amino acids)
Biological process (GO): copper ion import
Cellular component (GO): endosome; plasma membrane
Molecular function (GO): cupric reductase (NADH) activity; ferric-chelate reductase (NADPH) activity
Source: RefSeq, a predicted model, not a curated record